AUGUCACACGAGUCUGAUCCUGGUUGGCAAUACCUUCGCCAAUCGGCUGAACAGCUAUUGGCCGCCACGACCAAAAAAUUCGAUUCGAAAAAGAAUGUGUGGAUUGCUGAUCCGGAAGAAGGCUUCAUCGCCGCCGAGAUCAAGUCCACAAAGGGUGAUACGAUCACCGUGGUGACUUCGAAAGGAGCCGAGAAGACAUUGAAAAAGGAUGAUGCUCAACAAAUGAAUCCGCCAAAGUAUGAGAAGACCGAAGACAUGGCGAACCUCACGUUUUUGAACGACGCUUCUGUGCUUCACAAUCUUCGUCAAAGAUAUUACUCAAUGAUGAUCUACGGUGAACUUGCUUGCAAAUUAUUCUGCGUCGAGGCGGAAAAGUUUGUCAACUCGCUUUUGAAACCACGCGUGAAGGUCGGAACUGAAUGGGUGAACAAGGGUCAAAACUUGGAGCAGGUCAACUGGGCUGUUGAAGAGAAGAAGCGGAAAGAUAAAGAAGCUGAAGUUGCUCGAUUGGAAGCUGAGAAGCAAGCUUUGCUCAUUCAAUUGGAACAGGAACGUGAUUCCAAUGCUGAAGGCGAAGAGAGAUCUGCUAAGCUUUUGGCUCAAAAGGCUGACCUCGAGAAGCAGAUGGCCAAUAUGAAUGACCAGUUGUGCGAUGAGGAAGAGAAGAAUGCUGCUCUUCAGAAGGCCAAGAAGAAGGUUGAACAAGACAACGAAGGAUUAAAGAAAACUGUGUCUGAUUUGGAAACUACCAUCAAGAAGCAGGAAAGCGAAAAGCAAUCGAAGGAUCAUCAAAUCAGAAGCCUUCAAGUAAUUAUUAAUAAUUAG
Caenorhabditis bovis is the source of this 825-nucleotide messenger RNA. The record is from the annotation of a GenBank genome assembly. Lineage: Eukaryota; Metazoa; Nematoda; Chromadorea; Rhabditida; Rhabditidae.